Molecule: messenger RNA, 4150 nt
Organism: Crotalus tigris (Tiger rattlesnake)
Lineage: Eukaryota; Metazoa; Chordata; Lepidosauria; Squamata; Viperidae
Gene: INA
Product: internexin neuronal intermediate filament protein alpha
Exons: 3
Coding region: 877-2328 (483 amino acids)
Biological process (GO): intermediate filament organization
Cellular component (GO): intermediate filament; cytoplasm; postsynaptic intermediate filament cytoskeleton
Molecular function (GO): structural constituent of postsynaptic intermediate filament cytoskeleton
Source: RefSeq, a predicted model, not a curated record
AAGCACUUUCUUCUAACACUAAUAUUGCUGCUGGAAUUCAGUAUAAAGUAGCCACAGACUUCUAAAAAGAACAGUUUCUUUGUGUUAUUAUGGAUUCUGAACAUAAAAGGGAAAAGAGGCUGCGUAGCUCUUUUCAUCCGCCAGGGGUAGCUGAGAGGGAACGACAUCAGCACUGCGGCAAAAUGGACAGCUCCACCAGCAUUUCUUCUAGCCUAAUCCUGUUAAAUUUUAAUGGUUAAAAAUCAACUAGGAAUACGUGCCGCAAGAGUAGGGCGUGAAAGUAGGUCCAUAAACACGUUUUUUUAACGUUCUUUUUACUGACUGUGCAACCAGCUGCCUUUUAUUCUCCAGUUGUCGAUUUCUGUUCUGCCUUCUUGGAUUUUAUCUAAUGGGAUCCUAAACGCCGAUUAGGCUGCUCUCGUUUAUUCUGAGAAGAGUCUUGAGAACAUUUCGGCCUCCUACCUGGCCUAAGACUGCCUAAUCCUCAUACUUAUCUGGCCCUGUGUCCAGAGGAUACAGGCAUCCACCACCUUAAGUCAACAAUCCCACGAUGACUACCAGUCUACAUUCUUUACUAUUGUCCCGGCAUCUCUCCCGUCGCACCCCAAAUCACUUUCUCAAUUCCAAAGCUGGCAAAACUUUAGCAUCCCUAGAGUUUACAGUCAAAGAAAAUGUGUUUAGGAUCGAGAUUGUCAUUGACGCCCAACAUCCUGUCGCCACCUCAUUAUCGUCCCCGCCCAUUCCUCCCAAACCAAUCUCCUUCUCUUGGCCGCGCCCUGGAAGCGCACGCCCCCCGCCUUUCUGCAGCGGAACCGGCGAUCCGCCUCUCUCUAUAUAAGACAGGGGCGUCGCGUGUAGUCCUCCACAAGCUCCAGGAUGAAUUUCUCUUCGGAUUCCCACUAUUUGGCCUCUUCCUACAGGAAGAUAUUCGGGGAGCCGCCCCGCUAUUCCUCCCGUCUUGGCAGUUCGGCCACAGCCAGCAGUUACCGGUCUCAGUCAGUAUCUCGCUGUAGCAACCGCGCCGUCUCGUAUCGGCUGGCGCAGGCAGACACCUUGGAUCUCAGCCAGGCAACGGCGCUGAAUGACGAAUUUCGGCUGACCCGCACCAACGAGAAGGAGCAACUCCAGGGACUCAACGACCGGUUCGCUGGCUACAUCGAGAAAGUGAGGCAACUGGAGCAGCACAAUCGCCUCCUGGAGGCUGAGCUGAGCGCCCUGCGGCAGCGUCACGCUGAGCCGAGCGGCCUGGCCGAGCUCUUCCAGAACGAGCUCCGCGAGCUGAGGGCCCAACUGGACGAGACGGAGGCCGCCCGGGCGCAGGGAGUGCUCGAAAGGGAGCGGCUGGCCGAGGAAGUGCAGUGUUUACGGGCGCACUGCGAGGAGGAGGCGCGAGCCAAGGCGGAGGCCGAGCAGGCGUUGCGCGCGCAGCAGAGGGAGGUGGAUGGCGCCACCUUGGCACGCCUGGCUCUGGAGAAGAAGGUGGAGGCGCUGCUCGACGAACUGGCCUUCCUGCGCAAGGUCCACGCCGAGGAGGUGGCCGAGCUGAGCGCCUCCUUGCAGCCAACCCCGCUGGCUGCCAUCGAGCCGGACGCCACCAAGGCCGAUCUGACUGCGGCACUGAAGGAGCUGCGCUCGCAGUACGAAGCGUUGGCCGCCAAGAACCUGCAGACGGCCGAGGAGUGGUACCGCGCCAAGUUCGCCAAUCUCAGCGAGCAGGCGGCGCGCAACAACGAGGCCAUCCGAGCCAGUCGCGAGGAGAUCGGCGAGUACCGCCGCCAGCUGCAAGCCCGCACUUUAGAGGUAGAGAGCCUGCGCGGAGCGAAUGAAUCUCUGGAGCGGCAGCUACAUGAGAUGGAGGAGCGGCAUAACGCCGAUGCGCUCGGCUUACAGGAUACUAUUAGCCAGUUAGAAAGUGAUUUGAGAGACACAAAGAAUGAAAUGGCUCGGCAUCUGAGAGAAUACCAAGAUUUACUGAAUGUCAAAAUGGCCUUGGAUAUAGAGAUAGCAGCAUACAGGAAGCUGUUGGAGGGUGAAGAGACACGUUUUAGUACUUCAAGCAUGAGCAUCUCAUCUCUGAAUCCCCUUUCCAACCCUACUUACUCUUUCCAACCCAGGUUCUUUAGUUCAUCUGUAGCCAGCAGCUCCAAAAUGUCAUCCUCUUUCUAUUUUAAGAAAGAUGAGAAAGAGGAUGCUAAAUUAGCCUCAAAAAUUUCAUCAAGCCAGGUAGGAGACCCGUUUGCUGAAAUUACAGAUGAAACCCUAACUUCUGCUAAAAAAACUGAACGAACAAACUUGGAAGAAGGAAAUGCUAUCAAUCAAAAAAUGUAAUCACUGACCUUAAAUACAGAUACACCCAAGGGAUAAUAAUAUAGCUUAAGUCUUUAAAUUGCCCAUACCUGAAUUAAAGUACUUAAUAGCUCACAUCGAUUUAACUUUCUAAUGUUUCACAGUAGAUUAUUUCAAUAGGAGCAUUAUGUUCAAUACUAUCAGAAACACUGAGGCUGAAAGAUUAAUUUAGAAAUACUCUAGUAAAUUUUGUUCACCAACUGCAUUGUUGUAAGCCAGACAUACCUCCCAAAUGAUGAAUUAAAGACAAAAUAAGCAUGUGCAAACACACACAGACACACACUUAUUAAAUCAUGUUUCUCAUUUAUUUCUGCUGAGUACAUCUUUCAAGUUGGGCAAAACCUAGCAAUCACAUUAGUGAAUAAAGAUUAAACUUUGUCUGCCUCAUAAAAUAAAGAAAUUGACAAUUCAAUUAUUUAAUUUCCAGCUAAUGAACUUUACUCCAUUUUAGUCCUUCUGGAGCACAGAGAUAAAAAAUAUAAAUAUUUUAUUUAUUUUGCUUUGUAGUCUAUACACGUCACAAGGAAAUACAAAAUAUCUAGGAAUGUUAGGUAGAAAAUACUAACAAGGUUUAGGAAGAUGAACACCAUGAUAAACUUGGUGCAUCACUGUAUAAAGAAAUUCUAUUAGCACAUUCUACAUUAGCAAGAGACACAUAAUACAUUUUUGAUAUCUACUCACAACUAUUUGCAACAUGUCCGUCUUAAAAAAAAUUCUACAUGCUGUAAUCAAAUAACUAUGAGUCUUAGGAUCCUGGUUAACUAUUAAUUGAAUACACAUCUGAUCAUCUCUGUGAUUAUCUAACAAGUCACUCCACUGUCCAUUUUACCUUGUGCCAUAUUAAUAGUCAGCAAUAUUAAAAGUAGUUGUUGCUUAGAAUCAAUAGUGCCAGCUAUUAAAAAAUGAAAAGAAACAUGUUUUAGAGGCUAACUUUAUAUAAAACAAAUGCACUCCUGUAUAGUCUAGAAGCACAGUACAAAUCCUGAUUCAAAAGUAGCGAUUGCUGCCGCUUCUAUAAGGCACAAUCUGCAACCUAAAACAGGGAUAUAUAUAUGUUGGUUGAUCAUUAGAAAAGGAAUGUAGAUUUAUGCCAGCUGCUUAUUUCUGUAUUAUGGAAAACAAUAUGGCUUCUAUGUAAGUUAUUGAGAUAUGGUUUCUUAAAUAAGGGACUUUUCCUAAAUGUAUUUUCUUAUACAUACAUUCACUAUUGCACAAAUAAAAUACACUAGUAAAUUUUAAUGAUUCUUCUAUAAUUUUGCUCUGACGGGUUAAGGUGAAUGUAAUUGUUCAGCCUUGCCAAUCACAACUGAAAAUCAUAUACAUGCACAAUACACACAAAAACAAUUGAUUUUUUUAAUAAACAAAUGGUGCUGAAAUCUGAUAAAUAAAAAUUCUUAUAUUUCCAACAAAUAGCAGAUUCAGCCCAUGUUUCUGCGGCAAAUAACACAAAAAAAUAAACUUGGUUGGAAGAGACCAACAUAAAAUUUCCUAAACAAAUUUGGGAAUUCUGAUAAAUCAGAUUUCCAACUCCUACCAGAAUUUAACUUCACUAUGUAUCUCUAUCUGAACAUGUGCCAAGUUUUAUAUAAGCAUAUUAUUUUAGAUUUUCUUUGAAUGCCUUAAAAAUUGCCAGCAGCAAAAUUGCUUUCUGCAGAAAUUCAAGACUGUAUUAUUUGAUGUCUUUGCACUGAUUCAUCCUGUCACAAAGUUUCAUAAUACAAACCCAUGUCCUAUCUUGUGUCCCUUGAACUUACACACUUUUCUCCUCUGUAAGGCACAAAUUAAUAAAAAAUGUACCACUUUA